AUGGCCGAGCAAAAGGCGGCCGCCCCGGCAGCUGGCAUGCUCUGGGGGGGGAGGUUUACAGGUGCCAUUGAUCCUCUCAUGCACAAGUACAAUGCCUCCAUUCGGUACGACCAGGCUCUUUACAAAGAAGAUAUCCUUGGAUCGGUUGCUUUUGCCAGGGCCAACUGGAAGGCUGGCAUUAUCAGCGAAGACGAAUUUCAGGCGAUUGAGCGUGGCUUGCUCCAAGUGAUGGAAGAAUGGAAACAGGGAACCUUCGCCAUCAUGCCGAAUGACGAAGAUAUCCAUACGGCAAACGAACGUCGCUUGGGAGAGGUCAUCGGCAAGGACAUCGCGGGUAAGCUGCACACAGGUCGCAGCCGCAACGAGCAAGUUGUCUGUGAUAUGCGCAUGUGGUUGCGCGAUCGGAUCCGCGAGAUCGACAGCCAACUCGUCGCAUUCCUCAAGGUCAUUAUCACACGUGCCGAGUCUGAAAUCGACUACAUCAUGCCUGGAUACACCCAUCUCCAGCGUGCUCAGCCAGUUCGGUGGUCUCAAUGGCUGAUGUCACAUGCCGCUGCGUUUAAGCAGGAUCUCGAGCGGUUGCGCCAAGUUUUCGAAAGGGUCAAUCUCAGUCCACUUGGUUGUGGCGCUUUGGCCGGCAAUCCAUUUCGAAUUGAUCGAAACGCAAUAGCCGAGGAGCUUGGGUUCAGCGGAAUCACCUUGAACUCCAUGAAUACUUCAGCCGACCGCGAUUUCCUCCUCGACUUCCUGGUCUGGAACUCGAUCUUCACCAACCACAUCAGCAGGUGGGCUGAGGACCUCGUCAUAUAUUCGACAUCUGAGUUCAGUUUCGUGCGGCUGGCCGACGCCUAUUCUACGGGUAGCUCCUUGAUGCCCAACAAACACAACGCGGACUCGUUAGAGCUUCUGCGCGGCAAGUCAGGCCCGUGCUUUCGGUCAAAUGGCUGGGUUAAUGAUGGCAUUGCCAACGGGGUCAUUGCUACGUUGAAGGUGCGGCCAGAGCGGAUGGCGGCUGCCCUGGACAAGACGAUGCUAGCCACUGAUAUCGCGGAGUGGUUGGUGAGGAGGGGAUGUCCGUUCAGAGAGGCUCACCACAUCUCUGGACGCGUCGUUGCACAGUCCGAACAGCAGGAGAUUUCGAUGGACAAGCUGACCCUUGAGCAACUGCAAGCCAUUGACUCUCGGUUCACAGCGGACAUUGCGGAGGCAUUCGAAUAUGAAACGAGUGUCGAGGCGAAAAACUCUAAAGGCGGUACCAGUCGAUCAAGCGUGUUGGAGCAGAUCGAGGUACUCAGGGCUAUGUUAGAUUAG
Chaetomium globosum CBS 148.51 is the source of this 1311-nucleotide messenger RNA. RefSeq lists its product as uncharacterized. The coding region runs from base 1 to 1311 and encodes 436 amino acids. Gene Ontology annotation, molecular function: argininosuccinate lyase activity. Lineage: Eukaryota; Fungi; Ascomycota; Sordariomycetes; Sordariales; Chaetomiaceae. Gene Ontology annotation, cellular component: cytosol. The transcript has 5 exons. The record is from RefSeq and is a predicted model, not a curated record.